GUGCCUCAGUUUCCCUAGGUUGUCAUCUUUAUUUAUCUUUGUAUUUUUAUGUUUGCCAAAUGCCAAUCUGUUCUGUGAUAACUGUUUCUAAGAUAGUUGGUGGAAGCAAUUUUUAUGGUAUGAACUUAUUGCAGUCAAUGGUAUUAUCCUGUUGCUGCUAUGUCUAUCCUGUAUAAUUACAUUAGUAACCAGAAUAGUUCAGUGGUCCCUAUCAAAAUAUUGCAUACAGAAAAUGCUAUUAAAAUGAUGAUUCUUCAGAGAAAAGACUGGAAUGUAUUAAAGAGGGAUGAUCUUGAUUGUGAACUUGAUAAACAAUGUAUAGAUAUAUUAACUGAUUUUGAAAAGUGUGUAAGUUCUUCAUAGAAAUGUGAUAAAAAUCAUUUACAUAUUAGAAGGGGGGAGCUGUGGGGAAUAGAUAAGGUGAAGAACUUACAGGAAUGUAUGAAUUCUUUUUCUGUAUUUUAUUAUUUCUGUGUCUCCCCUAUGACCUGUAUAUGUGCAGGCUCAUAUCUACUUGAGCCUUGGCCAGCUAGAAACAUAUUUACUUAACCUGAACUGAUGACAUUUAUUGGUAUUUGACAUUUAUCAAUAUUUAGUCUAUUAGCUGGACCACUGUCUGCUUGAUUAAGCCUGAAGGCCUGACUUUGUUUCCCAGAAAUCAGGAGAUUUCAGGGAAAUAGAAACCUUCCAUUCCAAUCUCCCCAACUAGCAACAACCAAUUAGAUGCCUCCCCCUCCCCUUCUCAAUGCUCUCUUACUUGUGAUGUAAUUUCUUGUAUAAAAGCUAUGUAUUUUUACUACUUCUUUAGCCCUCCUACCGCGAGCUUAUCUUGCGAUGGGACGGCUCAUCCUCCGGAGGUUUUUCAAUAAACAACUUUUCUGCCUUCUACUGAGGGAUCUCUGAGUAGUCAUUUUGGGUAAGGGUCUUCUACAUCCCUCACAUUCUUGAGCUCUGUCCCUUUCUGUGUUUCUAACCUCUGUCCUACAUCGCAAGGACCUAGAAGGGUCACAAGCCUUUAGCGUCUUCCUCUUCAUCCCCUCAAGGAGAAGACCAUGCUUCAGACGGAGAGGAAAUGUAGCUCCAGAUUCUUCCACAGAAACUGGGACCUUCGGCAGCUGCCGCUGUCAGUUCGGCCCGUGCUCUUAGAGGCUGAGCUGAAAUUGACUCUGGAGGUCUUGAAAGCCGUAACCAAGCCGGAGUUGGACAGCGUUCUGGCUCAGCCCCUACAAACGCUCAGCCACAUCCACCAAGAGAUCCAAAGCUGUGUGACUUCCAGCCCUCUAAAGAACACAGGCUUCCAGGACGCCUGAAGAAUUGGCUGAACAAAUUCAGUGAGGCCAGAAAGGAGCCUCACAAUUGCCUCGAAGCAUCCAUCAUGCUCAAUCUCUUCCGACUCUUGAUCCAAGACCUCCGAUGUGUAGCCUAUGGGGACC
Messenger RNA from Antechinus flavipes (yellow-footed antechinus), 1433 nucleotides. Its product is annotated as interferon lambda-3-like. Lineage: Eukaryota; Metazoa; Chordata; Mammalia; Dasyuromorphia; Dasyuridae. Gene Ontology annotation, biological process: positive regulation of immune response; defense response to virus; cell surface receptor signaling pathway via JAK-STAT. Gene Ontology annotation, molecular function: cytokine activity. The record is from RefSeq and is a predicted model, not a curated record. The transcript has 4 exons. The coding region runs from base 1053 to 1310 and encodes 85 amino acids.